Molecule: messenger RNA, 1248 nt
Organism: Rangifer tarandus platyrhynchus (Svalbard reindeer)
Lineage: Eukaryota; Metazoa; Chordata; Mammalia; Artiodactyla; Cervidae
Source: the annotation of a GenBank genome assembly
AUGUGGAAACACUUUGUCUUCCUGAGGAAGCCUGUGGACGGCUGCACAGGAGGCGCAGCUGAGAUUCCAUGUGGACCACUCUUAAAUAAAAACGAGAAACACGAAGAGAAACUGGUCAUGUUCACCAAUCAGUCAGAAGAUUCUGAAAGGUGUGAGAGCGCGGAGCUGGAUAAUAAGAUCCUCGGUCUGAUCGAAAGGAACACUUCCGAUCCCAGAGGGGUUAGCCCGGCCGCCACGUCGAGUCAUAGAAAUCCCUGUUCUGUGAAGCCUCCAGGAAAAACAGCUUCUGUGGCACAUUUCUUACAGAGCACAGCUAGAAUGAGUGGUGCAGAAAGUUCUACGGAUCAUGCAGAGUGUGCUCAAUCGUCAAGAAGAAAGAACUUAAAUUCUCUUGAACAAAAGAUAAGAUGUCUGGAAAAGCAGAGAAAAGAGCUCCUGGAAGUUAACCAGCAAUGGGAUCAGCAAUUUAGAAGCAUGAAAGAGUUAUAUGAAAGAAAGGUCGCAGAGCUGAAAUCGAAACUGGAUUCCGCAGAAAGAUUCCUGGGAACACUGGAGAAGGAGCGGCUGCAGAAGCCCAGCGAGAGCUGCCCGCCGCGCUGCUGGACCAACGAGUCGCUGCGGCGUGCGGAGAAGGAUAAGGAGAGCCUAAAUGGAGAAUUACAUGAAUUGAAGAUAGAGAAUAACCUUUUGAAGGAAAAAAAUGCUCUCAUGAACCACAAGAAGCAACGUUAUGAAUGUGAAAUAAAACGCCUCAAUAAGGCUCUGCAGGAUGCCUUGAGAAUGGAGUGCUCUCCAUCUCUUGAGGACUGUUCAGGGAAGUCCGAAGUGGAGUGCAGCCGCGAGGAGAUGCAAACAGAAAUGGAAGUUCUCAAACAGCAGGUGCAAAUAUAUGAAGAAGACUUCAAAAAGGAGCGAUCAGACCGAGAAAGACUUAAUCAAGAAAAAGAGGAGCUACAGCAAAUUAUUCAGACUUCUCAAUCCCAGUUGAACAGGCUGAAUUCUCAGAUAAAAGCUUGUCAGAUGGAGAAAGAAAAACUAGAGAGGCAAGUAAAACAGAUGUAUUUCCCAACCUGUAACUGCGGCUGGAAUUUCCACCUGAGGGAUCCAUACCUACUGAUGGGCCCUAGGGCUGUGCAGGUCCCACAGAAGUACCCACCAGACUACCAGUGGUAUGCUCCUGACCAGUUUCCGCCAGAUGUGCAGCACAAGGCAAAUGGUCUCCCCUCAGAAAAGAAAGCCAGUCAGUAG